AUGUCGGAUGAAAAUUUAUCAAAUGUUGUUACUGAUUCAAUUAAAUCGACAUUGAACGAACCAUCAGAUAUUGAAAUAAAAAAUAAUGAUAAAGCUAUUACGGAAGAUGAAGAUUUGUUUAGUAAGACUGUUGAUAUAGCGACCACUGGUAAAAAUGUCGAGGUUCAUCAGGCAUUACCACAUUUUACUGAUAAUGACAUUAAUGUUGAUGAUAUUAGUGACAGUGAUAGUGAUAGUGGCAGCAGCAGCAGCAGCAGCAGUAGCAGUAGUAGUGAUGAAAGUGAUGGUGAUGAAGGAGAUUUGGAAGAAGAAGAAGAUUUAGAAGAAGAAACAGAAGGAGGUGACAAUGAUAUGGGACCUAUUAGAUCAAAAAACGAAUUAUUAGAGGAACCUGUGAUAGAAAUUCCAGAAGAUUACAAAGUUAAACCAAAUGAGAAGAUUCAACCAUUAGGAACAAUUAAAUCUAUUUAUGAAAAUAAUAUUAUUGUAGCAGCUACUAUCUCAGGUGAACAACGUGUUUUAAAAGAUGGUUCAAUAUUUUGUUUAGAGAAUAGAGAAGUUAUUGGUACAUUAAGUGAAGUAUUUGGUCCUUUAACAAACCCAUUCUAUAGAAUAUGUUUUAAAAAAGAAAAACAAGAACAAAUUGAAAAUUUAGUCAAAGAUAAUAUGGGUUCUAUUGUGUAUUAUGUUGUACCAGAGGCUCAUUGGGUGGAUACCUUUGAAUUGAAAAGAAUGAAAGGUACUGAUGCUUCAAAUGGGUUUGAUGAAGAGUUACCAGAAAGUGAACAAGAAUUCUCAGAUGAUGAAAAAGAAGCUUUAUUUAAAAAGAUGAAAAAAGAUUCUAAGAAUAAGAAUAAAAAUAAAAAUAAAAAUCAAGUUAAUACAGAUGGUAAUAAGAGAAAAAAUACUACUACUACCAAUAAUAGAAAUAACAGUUAUAAUGUUCAGAAACCAAAUAAUAGAGGAAAUAACAAUAACGUGAAAAAUUAUACUUCAAAUAGAAAUAACAACAACAAAUAUGGUGACUACCCUACUAUGAGAUUACCAGUAGGUAUGACUACAUCAUCGACAACUCCAUCAGUUCAUGGCUAUGUUUCAAGAACAGCACGUCAACAUACUGGAAUGGAACAGCCACAGAAGCCACGUCAAGAUAAUUCAAUGUAUGACGAUGAUGCAUAUAUUGCCCCUAAACAAAAAAAUCAACCUCAGGAGUUCACUAGAGAACAACCAUACGCACCUUCAGCAUCUUUACAACAAGGAAAUAUAUACUAUAAUUCCUCCAACCAACCACAUUCAAAUAUAAACUACCAACAACCUAACGCCAAUAUGAAUUACCAACAGCCUAAUAUGACCACUAAUAAUAAUCAAUAUAAUCCAUACGCUAUGUCUCAAAUGCCACAAAUGCCACCACAAAUGGGAUCAAUGUACCCUUAUCAAUACUAUGGUAAUUCACAAACCCAACAACCGCAUAAUCCUCAGUUUCAAGGCAAUGGACAAUAUGGUGCUCAACCAUCUCAACCACCACAGCAGAAUAUGGAUCAAGUUAUGCAACUUCAUCAACUACUUAUGAAGCAAGCUCAAAAUUCACAAGGUCAACAUUCACAAGACCCACGUUCACAGCAAUUUCCAUCACAACAAGGCUCAAACUAUGGAAACCAAGGACCUUACUGA
Maudiozyma saulgeensis is the source of this 1671-nucleotide messenger RNA. The record is from the annotation of a GenBank genome assembly. Lineage: Eukaryota; Fungi; Ascomycota; Saccharomycetes; Saccharomycetales; Saccharomycetaceae.